Molecule: messenger RNA, 171 nt
Organism: Rodentolepis nana
Lineage: Eukaryota; Metazoa; Platyhelminthes; Cestoda; Cyclophyllidea; Hymenolepididae
Source: the annotation of a GenBank genome assembly
AUGAGUGUCUGGCUGACUGACGAAUUUACAGCAACAGCUUUGGUGGCAAUAGCUGAUGCAACUCGGAAAUGCUCCAACCCAAAAGAUGUGGCCGCACUGAUCAAAGCUCAAAUAGAGAAUCACUACGAGGGCGCAUGGCAGGUUAUAGUGGGAAAAGACUUUGCCAGGUGA